AACAGCGUGUAUACAGUGUGGACAGGCUCUCGUUUGGUUUACACUUUUUGGACACGGUGAGAGCUGAGGGACGCACUUGACGCUUGGAUCGGAAGGCUACUGGUUUUACACUGCGGAGAAUAGCCAGCAGCAUGUCUGGAUUCGCGACUGGAUGGAUAACGGUUGUGCUUGAAAGGGAGAACUCCUCAAACUAGUAGUUUUUUCUUCUUCCGGGAGAUCAACUUUUUGGGUGGUGUGAUGGUGUGCCAAAGGUGUACCACACCAACGCGUUAAUCUCCAUCUGCGAAUUCAAUAUGACGCUUUUGGAUAGAUGAUAGCCCAGAUAAUGGGCGGGAGGGAGAAUGUGUCCAAAAUAUCAAAACCAAGGAGUCCUGCGUACCACAGAUGAGAGAGAAGAGAGCAAGACGGUUUGAUUGUAAGGCGAGGAAAAGGUUUAAUUCUGGUUUUAAAAAAGGUGGAGAACGUGGCGCCGGAAACACCGGGUCUCUUGGUAGAAGACUCUACCUGGGGUGCAACACGCGAUAAGACUACAUGUUUUUUUUUAACAUAGUAUACACGUUGGGCGCAACAAACAAACAAAUCAUUAUUAUAGUCAUUAUUAAAUCAUAGUUAUUUCAUUACUUUACCCAUGGGCAGUUUUACACAAUCGCCCUGACAGCAUUUCGGAGAAAUAACUUUGGAGAUCCACUCCGACAUAGAAGAAGCAUAUCAUCCACGGGGAUACCAAAGGAAACCUGAACCUCGCUGUAUGGACCUUUUUAACUUUGAUCGUUUUUACACAUUGAAUCUGAACCCACUUUUUGUUCCACUUGAAGACCGCUCUCCACCGACGCUGAUCUGAUGUUAAUGAACAUGAACAUAACCACGUGGUCCCAAACUUGACAUUUUGACCGAUUUGUUUUUCUUGAUUCCUCUAUUCUCCUUUCCCCCCCACCCCUUUCCCCUUAAAAUUGUAAUUCUGAAUCCAGAAGUGGCUCCGAAGUGGUGUUGCGGCUCCUCGCCCGCAGCGGAUCCGGAGCUGGGAGUGUCUGCAGCGGGAGGAGCUGGCGGAGGACCCCCUGCAUCACCGCAGGGACCAAAGACUGGUCAGGUGAAAAGGAUGGUUCGAUUGGCGGCAGAACUCUUGUUGCUUUUAGGACUUCUACUUCUUACCUUACAUAUCACCGUGUUACGGAGCAGCCCGUUGCACCAAGGGAAUUUGACUUUGAGCCAGGAUCAGCUGGAUACGCUGCUCGCAGAGAAUAAUGUCAGAGAAGAGAGCAGUUCAUCAGCCCACCAGGGCCCAGGGGAGCGGAGAGGACCAGAGCACCGGUCAGCCCAGAGGCCUGCUGCCCUCCCUUGGGCCCAGAGUCAGGCUACCGGAGGCAGCCUGCAGAAAGACGGGCGGGCCUUCCUCCUGGACCUCAGCAACUUCCCUGACCUCUCCAAGGCUGAUAUAAACAGACAGAACCCCAACAUACAGGUGACCAUAGAGGUGGUGGACGGUCUAGAGGCAGCAGAGCCUGAGAAAGGCCUGAGGAAAGAGAACAAACCAGGAUGGGCUGCUCCCAACUGGAGAGACUGGUGGAAAUCCUCCUCCACCUCCUCCUCGGCCUCGACCCCCCGCAGGCCCGAGGAGCAGGCGCCCUACAGGGGAGAAGGAGAAGGACGAGGGGGAGGUAAAGGAGGUGUUGGUAACACAGAGGAUAGUAACUUCCUAAAGCCACUUGGGGACUGGGAGAGGAGAGGAGGCACAGGAGGAGGAGGAGGAGGAGGCACCAGCAAGUCUCAGACUGAAUAUGACUAUAUAGAUGGAGAGGGUGACUGGAGUAACUGGUCUCCAUGCAGUGUAACCUGUAAGAACGGGAACCAGAAGAGGACCAAGUCAUGUGGUUAUGCCUGCACUGCCACUGAGUCGCGCACCUGUGACAUGCCAUCCUGCCCAGGUAUUGAAGAUGCUUUCAAGACGGCCGCCACUGAGGUCAGUCUGCUGGCUGGAACCGAUGAGUUCAACGCCACAGAGCUCUUUGGUGUCGACACAGACAGCUGUGAACGCUGGAUGAACUGUAAGUCUGAGUUCCUGAAGAAAUACAUGAUCAAAGUCUCCAACGACCUCCCCAGCUGCCCCUGCUCCUACCCCACCGAGGUGGCCUACAGCACGGCCGACGUCCCCGACCCCGCCACACGCCGGGCCUUCCGCUGGAAAGACGCCAGCGGCCCCAAGGAGAAACUAGCGAUCUACAAACCCACGGCCCGGUACUGCAUCCGCUCCAUGUUAACUCUAGAGUCCACUACUCUGGCCGCACAGCACUGCUGCUACAAUGACAACAUGAAGCUCAUCACCCGGGGUAAAGGAGCAGGAACACCCAACCUCAUCAGCAACGAGUUCUCUGCUGACCUCCACUACAAGGUCGACGUCCUGCCCUGGAUCAUCUGUAAGGGGGACUGGAGUCGCUAUAACCAGGUCAGGCCUCCUAACAACGGGCAGAAGUGUCCAGACAACCCCCUGGAUGAGGAUUAUCACAAACAGGUGGAGGACGCUCAAGAGUUUUAGAACUGGAGAGAUGAACAUGAGAAAGAGAGAGAGAGAAAAAAAAAAAAAACGAUCUGAGAAAUGUUUAUGAAUCUGGUACUUCAAUUGGUGCUUCAAACCAUCCAUGAGUGUUUUUAGACUUUGGAACUCGGUGCCAUAUGAACAGGACUGUUGACUGUUGUGACAACGAUGAGACCGAGGUAAACAGGACUGUUGACUGUUGUGACAACCAUGGGACCGAGGUAAACAGGACUGUCUGUUGAUCAGCCAACGUGAUGAAGACGAUGAACUGGUCUCGUCUUCAUCAUAAUCACAGUCUAUAAGUCAUGUCAGGUCUUUGUUUCUAUGACAUAUCAAAUCAAAUUAUAUUCAAAGUCAAACUGUAUGAUGGAUUUUUGACAAAUAUUUUUUCUGAUAAUAAUUCUAUAAAUGUUUGGUUUAAAAGGGAUAGCUUGGUGUAGCUUCAUAAAAAGGGAAAAUUACUUUUCAUGUUUUAGAUUUGUUUUGUAAGUUUUUAGUUUGUUUCUGAUUGGCCAAAAGGAGAGCACAGGGAUUCUUAAUUGGCUGAAUGAUCAGAUCCAAAUCUCCAUGUUUUGAGUCACACCCUCCUAACCUAUCAGAAUAGAGAGCGAGAGAUCCCUGACCUAUCAGAAGAGAGAGAGAGCGAGACAUCCCUGACCUAUCAGAAUAGAGAGCGAGAGAUCCCUGACCUAUCAGAAGAGAGAGAGAGCGAGACAUCCCUGACCUAUCAGAAGAGAGAGAGAGAGAGACAUCCCUGACCUAUCAGAAGAGAGAGAGAGAGACAUCCCUGACCUAUCAGAAGAGAGAGAGAGAGAGACAUCCCUGACCUAUCAGAAUAGAGAGAGAGAGACAUCCCUGACCUAUCAGAAGAGAGUGAGAGACACAGAGAAGAUCCCUGACCUAUCAGAAGAGAGAGAGACAUCCCUGACCUAUCAGAAUAGAGAGCGAGAGAUCCCUGACCUAUCAGAAGAGAGAGAGAGACAUCCCUGACCUAUCAGAAGAGAGAGAGAGAGAGAGACAUCCCUGACCUAUCAGAAGAGAGUGAGAGACACAGAGAAGAUCCCUGACCUAUCAGAAGCGAGAGACAGAGAGAGAGAGAUCCCUGACUUCUCAGAAUCAGAAAGUGUCUUUUGCUGUGGAUAUCACAGUUGUAACUAAGUGUAAAGGAGUCUUGUAACAUCCAGAAUCUACAGAGCGAUGGGUUAGCAUUCUGCUCAUUGGUAGCUGUAAUAUUCAGGUUAGCAUUCUGCUCAUUGGUAGCUGUAAUAUUCAGGUUAGCAUUCUGCUCAUUGGUAGCUGUAAUAUUCAGGUUAGCAUUCUGCUCAUUGGUAGCUGUAAUAUUCAGGUUAGCAUUCUGCUCAUUGGUAGCUGUAAUAUUCAGGUUAGCAUUCUGCUCAUUGGUAGCUGUAAUAUUCAGGUUAGCAUUCUGCUCAUUGGUAGCUGUAAUAUUCAGGUUAGCAUUCUGCUCAUUGGUAGCUGUAAUAUUCAGGUUAGCAUUCUGCUCAUUGGUAGCUGUAAUAUUCAGGUUAGCAUUCUGCUCAUUGGUAGCUGUAAUAUUCAGGUUCCCAUAUUUGUUCCCAUGUAUGCUUAUACGCUUGUUUAUUUAGCAUGCCGUUUUUCUUCUUCUUCCCAAUCGCCCCUCUUCCGUAUCGAUCCCUCCCUCCAGAUCAUUCUCUCCGGGUAUAUAAAAAAAAAAGCGUUAUUUUUGUAGAGUAUUUAUUAAGUUGUAGAUGUAUGUCCCAAAAUGUUGGGUGUCCAUGAUCGUUGUCGUUGAUUGGUUUCUGACUAGAUGCUAACUUGAGAUGGGACCCGCACUCAAAACGAAAUCAUCACGAUUGGCUUAAAUCGUUCAUUGAUUGAUAUUGAUCAGAGAUUUUUCAGCCAAAAACUUGGAUUGAGCCGCUCAUCUCAAAUUAGGAUUCGGCCCAAAAAGAAAACACGAAUAGGAAAUGUGUGAAUACAGCUGUACGGGGAAAAAGAUUGUGAUAUAAAUGUUUAAAUAAAAAAUGUUUAAAUAAAAAACAUGAAGUAAAAUG
Molecule: messenger RNA, 4569 nt
Organism: Oncorhynchus keta (chum salmon)
Lineage: Eukaryota; Metazoa; Chordata; Actinopteri; Salmoniformes; Salmonidae
Product: isthmin-1-like
Biological process (GO): negative regulation of angiogenesis
Source: RefSeq, a predicted model, not a curated record